This is a messenger RNA of Manduca sexta (tobacco hornworm), 875 nucleotides long. Its product is annotated as acanthoscurrin-1. The record is from RefSeq and is a predicted model, not a curated record. The transcript is spliced from 3 exons. NCBI's taxonomy places the organism in Eukaryota, Metazoa, Arthropoda, Insecta, Lepidoptera, Sphingidae. The coding region runs from base 112 to 651 and encodes 179 amino acids.
UUGUGUUGUGGCACAUUUACCACAAUAUUAUUGUGCAUUUCUACUUUUGUUUAUGGCUUUUAAAUUUAGUUUCAGGCGUUUACAUCGAAUGUUUAUGUGUUGCUCUGUUUUAUGCUGAAGAAUAUUAUCACGUACGCGUGUUUCGUUUUCCUGUUGGGAAUUCAGGAAAUAUCUUCCACAAGUGGAUCGACGGAUAAACCGUCAGCCAUGUCACAUACAGAAUCAAAUCCAUUAGCGACAUUAAUAGUAGAUAAAAAUGAAAUUGAAGAUGUCAACAACAGCGACAAGAUGGCAGACGAAGUCUUGUCAAGAGUGAAACGUUACUAUCCUUAUUAUUAUAGAAGAUAUCCACCCAUUCCAAUAAUCGUUGGUGGAGGUAUUGGUUUUGGCGGAAUCGGGUUUGGUAGAGGAUUUGGCGGAAGAGGAUUCGGUGGCAGGGGAUUCGGUGGCGGAUUUGGUGGCAGGGGAUUCGGCGGCGGAUUUGGUGGCAGGGGAUUCGGCGGCGGAUUUGGUGGCAGGGGAUUCGGCGGCGGAUUUGGUGGCAGGGGAUUUGGCGGCAGGGGAUUUGGUGGACGUGGUUUUGGAAGCAGAGGAGGUGGUUUCGGAGGCAGAGGAGGUGGAUUUGGAGGCGGACGAGGCGGUAUAAGAUAAGGAUUAUAAUACUUAUUAUUAUUUAUAAAAUUGUUACGUUGAUGAAAAAAUAAAAUAUUUAUGUAUGAUAAAAUUGUUUUAAUUUUUAAAUUUUAUAAAUAACAAAACAAUGUAUACCGCCCGGAGUAAAAAAUAAACUUAUGUGCCACACCGUUGAAAACUUAACCAGUUUAAAACUCAAUUUAUUUGUUGAACACAAAAACAUAAUAAACCGCCUUCAAAAA